UGAACAAAGAAGACGACGACCGCCACCACCACCCCCGCCGGCGGCAGAGCCGCCUGAGGGCGGCGAUGGAUCUCGCCGCCAAUCCAAAGGUCUACGGCGUCGUCGUCCUCCUCAUCCUCUCCUUCAUCCUCGGCUUCCUCUACCGCGACAAUUACUCCCAGGCGCCGCUCCUCCUCUCCGCCGCCACCGUCACGGCGGCGGACGCCGAGCUACACCACAAAUUCCCCACCAAAUGCGCGGAGGCGGUGCCGCCGGCGAAGGUCCGCGAAACGAUCAUCCAAAACGUGUUCCACGGCGAGUCGCCGUGGACCGGAUUCCCGCCGGCGCACGCGAAGCCGCUGCUGCUGGAGAAAUUCGCCGUGGGGUGGGGGUCGAACGCCGCCGUGUUCGAGCGGCUGAUCCGACGGGUCCGGCCGAGGACGAUCAUCGAGGUCGGGACGUAUCUGGGAGCGUCGGCGAUCCACAUGGCCGGAAUUGCAGAAAAAUUAGGGCUGGAGGGCGUCCAGAUCCUGUGCAUCGACGAUUUCCGGGGAUGGCCGGCGCACGCCGACGCCGGAAAAGUGAUGGAGAUGGUGAACGGCGACACGAUGCUGCUGUACCAGUUCAUGCAGAACGUGGCGGCGGCGAACGCGACGGAGUCGGUGGUGUACCUGCCGUUCUCGACGACGACGGCGAUGAACGGGCUGUGCUCGUGGGGGGUUUACGGCGACCUGGUGGAGAUCGACGCCGACCACGAGUUCCACUCGGCGUGGGUCGACAUUAACAACGGCUACAGGGUUGUACGGAAGCCCGGGGGGGUGAUGUUCGGGCAUGAUUAUAAGUGGGAGGGGGUGAGGAGGGCCGUGCACUUGUUUGCGCGGCUCCAUGGACUCGGGGUCCGGAGGGACGGGGAGCACUGGGUUUUGUAUUGAUAUUGAUAUUUUCUUCAAUAUUAUUAUUAUUAUUAUUAUAUAAUUAAUUAAUUAGAUUUAAUUACGGGUUAAUUGGUCUGUUUUGAUCCGUUAGUUUCGCACGUGUGCGCUUCUUUUGCGUAUUUUUGUAGUUAAUUUUGGGCAUUUUAA
Messenger RNA from Andrographis paniculata, 1061 nucleotides. RefSeq lists its product as uncharacterized. The coding region runs from base 66 to 911 and encodes 281 amino acids. NCBI's taxonomy places the organism in Eukaryota, Viridiplantae, Streptophyta, Magnoliopsida, Lamiales, Acanthaceae. The transcript has a single exon. The record is from RefSeq and is a predicted model, not a curated record.